Messenger RNA from Pieris brassicae (large cabbage white), 1395 nucleotides. RefSeq names its product pancreatic triacylglycerol lipase-like. The record is from RefSeq and is a predicted model, not a curated record. Lineage: Eukaryota; Metazoa; Arthropoda; Insecta; Lepidoptera; Pieridae. Gene Ontology annotation, molecular function: lipase activity. The transcript has 6 exons. The coding region runs from base 44 to 1018 and encodes 324 amino acids. Gene Ontology annotation, biological process: lipid metabolic process.
UUGGAUAUCUGAAUCACUAUACGAGGUAGUGUAUAGAUUGAAAAUGAUUAAAAUUGUUUUAAUAGUACUAGGGGUGUCUUCUGUUUUAAGCUGGGCGCUACCAAAUCCAAACCAUAUUAGUGGUUUGGAUUUAACAAAAUAUCAAUUAGGUGCUGAUAAUAUCCCGAUAGUUAGUUAUGAUGCUAACAAUUUUAAUCCCGACGUUACCAAUCAGUACCAUCUAUUUACAAGGUCAAACCCAUUGAUAAGUCAGCCUUUGGUUAUUGGACAUAAUAAUAUUCUAUCACAAUCCAACUUUAAUAAUAAUAGGAGAACUGUGUUUCUCAUUCACGGAUGGUUGAACUCUGCUACCUCAGAUUUCAAUAGAGAACUUGUACCAGUGUUACUUUCUGUCGAGGAUCUAAACGUUAUUGUAGUGGACUGGUCUAUUGGAGCAAAUUCACUAAACUAUAGGAUCGUAAAUACAAACGCUGUGAAAUCAGGUGAAGCUGUAGCAAGAUUCAUUGGCUGGUUAAGCCAACAAAGUGGAAUAAGUUUGGAACAAGUUCAUCUCAUUGGUCAUGGACUUGGAGGUCACCAAGCUGGUGUUACAGGGAGAGCUUCUUUUGGAAAAAUCGGUUAUAUUACAGGUUUAAAUCCCUCAUUAAUUGGCUGGGUUACCAACAUUGAUCGACUUUCUCCCAAUGACGCAUUAUACACAGAAGUGCUUCAUACAAACUAUGUACAUGGUUAUAUUGGCGAUUUAGGACACGUUGAUUUCUAUUUCAAUGGAGGAAUAUCAAUGCCCGGGUGUGACUCAAACGAAUGUGACCAUGACAGAAGCUUCUUAUACUUUGCUGAGUCGAUAGUGUCAGGAGGCUUUACAGGAAGGGAAUGUUUGAACUAUUAUGCCGCUGUUUUAGGGAUGUGUGAUUUUCACCCCCGUCGUCUACAAAUGGGCGGUUUAAAUCCCAAAUAUGGAAAAACUGGUGUCUACUACUUGGAAACCAACCCCUCCUCACCAUACUCACAGGGAUAAUAAGGUUAAAUCCAUCACGGGAUGACAAUGAAAAAAUAAAGAAAUAAAAAUUUAACAUCUUUAUUUAUAUACCUAGUUAACAUUAAAGCAAUAAAUAGGACAAGAAGUGUUACUUCAGCUUAAGAUCAUCAUAAGUCGUGAAAGCUAGAGAGCUUGGCAAGCAAAGCUUAAUACUACAAAAUGCUUCUUUUGUACUUUUUUAAAAUGAUUUUAUCACAGAUGAUUAGGAUGUUUAAAAUAUUUAGGCCCUCGUCUUUGAGGUGCUUCAGAGGGUGUGGGUGGGGCCACAGUUGUUGUAGAGUUACGUUUAGCUGGUAUAUCUAGAAGGCUGCUGAGAAAUGCUACACCUUGUUCUGCGGUUUGGUAGACACUGGCGA